AUGACAUUAGGAGAUUGCUAUAAUGUGACAGCAUUCACACUGCUGGGUCUGACUGAAGAUCUGGAGUUACAGGUCAGAGUCGGUGUAUUACUUAUAUUUGCCUAUGUAAUAAUUUUUCUGGGAAACUUCACUGUCAUUGCUAUUUUUUCUGCAGAUUCCCAUCUGCACUCUCCCAUGUACAUCUUCUUAUUCAACCUUUCCAUCAUUGACAUCGCUUCUACAUCAAAUAUUCUGCCUAAGCUAUUUAAUAUGCUCUUCACAAAACAUAACGUGAUUUCAUUUGCAGAAUGUAUAACUCAGAUGUAUUUCUUUCUGUCCUUGGUUGUUACUGAGCUUCUCCUGCUCUCAGCCAUGGCAUAUGACCGCUAUGUGGCAAUCUGUCACCCUCUUAAUUAUGUUGUUAUAAUGAGUUUUACAAGCUGUGCUGGUCUCUCAAUUGCUUCUUGGGUUGUGGGCUUUUUAGACCCAAUUGGACAUACUGUCCUUAUAGCUAAGAUGUACUUUUGGUCAGAUCGUCCUAUUGACCAUUUCUUUUGUGAUGUAUCCCCAUUACUGUUGAUCACCUGCAGUGAUAUAUCCAUGGUGGAAAUGUUAGACUAUAUUGACGGGUUUCUGGUGGCAUUUUCUUCAUUUCUGCUUAUAUUAGUUUCAUAUAUAUUUAUCAUAUCUAACAUUAUGAAGAUAAAAUCUGCAGAAGGGAAACAUAAAGCUUUUUCCACCUGCACCUCCCAUCUAACCUGUGUGAUCAUUUAUUAUGGGACUAUGCUCUGUUUGCAUAUUAAACCUACAUCUAGUUACUAUCCAAAACUGGACAAGCUCGUCGCUCUGGUGUAUGUUGUUUUGGUGCCUAUGCUAAAUCCUUUUAUUUACUGUCUGAAGAAUAAAGACAUAAAAAAAUCUUUAGUCAAUUUUAAAAUUAAUUGUUUUAGAAAAACUUUGUGGCUCAAUUGGACAUUUUUGUACAUAUAA
This is a messenger RNA of Pseudophryne corroboree (corroboree frog), 969 nucleotides long. Its product is annotated as olfactory receptor 1C1-like. The record is from RefSeq and is a predicted model, not a curated record. Gene Ontology annotation, molecular function: odorant binding; olfactory receptor activity; G protein-coupled receptor activity. Gene Ontology annotation, cellular component: membrane. Gene Ontology annotation, biological process: G protein-coupled receptor signaling pathway. NCBI's taxonomy places the organism in Eukaryota, Metazoa, Chordata, Amphibia, Anura, Myobatrachidae. Bases 1 to 969 code for a protein of 322 amino acids. The transcript has a single exon.